Clarias gariepinus (North African catfish) is the source of this 2391-nucleotide messenger RNA. RefSeq names its product F-box and leucine rich repeat protein (gene fbxl9). Gene Ontology annotation, biological process: SCF-dependent proteasomal ubiquitin-dependent protein catabolic process. NCBI's taxonomy places the organism in Eukaryota, Metazoa, Chordata, Actinopteri, Siluriformes, Clariidae. Bases 290 to 2218 code for a protein of 642 amino acids. Gene Ontology annotation, cellular component: SCF ubiquitin ligase complex. The record is from RefSeq and is a predicted model, not a curated record. The transcript has 8 exons. Gene Ontology annotation, molecular function: protein binding.
GUCAUUCUAACGUGCGCGUACCUUUCAUCCUCGUUUAUUUAUAUGUCUUAACAUAUAGGUCUUAUUUUAAAGGUUGGAUUUAUUAAAAACAGAGAUCCAUCGAAUCUGGAGUUUGAUUGGGCGUGUUGGCUUUGACGGAAUAAGUUAAGGAAAUCACAAGAAGACGCUUCUUUAUGGAUUGGGUGGAUGACGUCAUCAUCAGCUGGGACAUGCUGGUGUAAGUGUGUGAGGACAGUGUGAGGACAGUGUGGAGUUGUUGUACCUGUGCAGGUGAAAUGACUGAUCAGUAAUGGAGACUCCUGCACUGCCACAUGAGGUCAUUUCUCACAUCCUGAGCUUCCUUCAUCCGUCAGACCGAAAAGAAGCCUCGCUGGUCUGCAGGAGCUGGUACGAAGCGAGCCAGGAUCAUCAGUUUCAGAAAAAUGUCACAUUCAGGUUCCCGGUUUCUACGUCUUCGGUAGGGUUUAUUCGUAGUCUCGCACACCGGCAUCGAUGCAGUCUGAUCAUCAGCCACGUGGACGACUCUAACCUGUCUCGCAGAGUGCUAGAGGAGGUCAGAGUUCACCUCGGGGCUCGGCUGGAGGGUCUGGCGCUGCCCCGGAGCAGUAUGAUGGAGUCGUCCCUCCUGAAACUGCUGCCGUGCCUGACUGGCCUGCACAAGCUUGACCUCAACGGCCUCGACAGUCUCUUCAUGUCAGGAGCUUUCCUGAGCCGUGAAGAGCAUCGACAGCAGGUCCGUACAGCGCUGAAGAACCUGGAAGAGUUGGACCUGUCUGACCUGCGCUACCUCUCUGACCUCACCUUUAACCGUCUAACAGGCUGCACCCUGAGACUCGGUCGUCUAGCGCUGGCUGGUUGUUACAUCGCUUUCGAGUUUGACCCGUACCGAGGCCGCGCGGUGGGCCCGGGCUCAUCAGCCAUGCUGUCUCUGAGGAAUCUUCUCCGGCUGGUCCAGGAUCACAGCUCCACUCUGCGCAGCCUGGACCUCAGCCGCACCUCCAUCACCCCUGAGUCUUUGCGCUCGUUGGUUUGCGUCCCCGGCCUCCACCUGGAGGAGCUGCGCUUGUCUGGCUGUAAGAAGCUCACUGAUUACUCCGUCGAGCAGCUCUGCCGGCAGCAGAGAGGCCUCCGCACGCUGGACCUGAGCGGCUGCACGGAGCUGACGAGGCGCAGCAUGGUCGCUGUAACUGCCGAACUCAAACAUCUUCAGAGUCUCUCGCUGUCCCGCAACUGGAAGAUGACAGAGAAAGGAUUAGCAGAUUUAAUGGCGCUGCCCGCUCUGACCUCACUGGACCUGGCUGAAUGUGUUAACGUGUGUGGAAUGGAGCUGGUGAAGGGCCUGUCGUCCCCACAGCCCAGAGCACAGCUGGAGAAACUUAGCCUCAGGAACUGCACCUACAUCCAGGACGUGUGCUCGCUUGCUCAGUUGUUGACGUCCAGUCUGAAAGAGCUGGAUCUGACCUCCUGCGUCGUCCUCACAGACUCGAGUGUCCGCACCAUCGCCACCCAUCUGCCCGGGCUGCAGGUGCUGCGUCUGGGUUUGUGUAAGUUGAUCACCGACUGGGGGCUGCUCGGGAUGGAGGAGCCCAGCGAUGGCAAAGAGUCCAGCAAGUACGCGGAGGAUACAGGGCCGAGCUUUACUCGGACCUUCGGGAACAUGGGCUUCUUUCAGCCUCCCAGAAUGCCGUUUGAUGAGAAGCCACGCCUGGUCACUGACGAGGACCUGGGCACCUUCAGGGAGCAGGAGGGAACCUCGCUGAGAGCCAUCAAAGGUCUAGAGGAGCUCGACCUGACCGCCUGCUCCAAACUGACAGACAUCAGCAUAACACAAGUGUUGCGUUUCCCCGUGCUCCAGCGCCUCUCUCUCGCCAUGCUGCCGGAGCUCAGUGACGAAAGCGUGGCGUCUGUGGCGCAUCACUGUCGCAGCCUGACCAGCCUGGCGCUCAGCGGCUGUUCCUGGCUCACAGACGAGGGUCUGGCUCACGCCCUGCCUCACCUGCACAGACUGCAGCAUCUGCAGCUCGCCUACUGCGACGGCAUCACGGACAGGUCCCUGAGCCUCAUCGCCCAGCACUGCAAGAGACUGAGGACGCUGGACAUCUCCAAGUGCAGAGACAUUACUGUAACUAAGGUGGACGUCCUUCAAUCCCAGCUGCCCUUUCUGGAGAACGUGCAGUAUUGCUCUGUGAGCGGAGCCGACCUAAACCUCACACUCUGAUUAAUGAUACUGUGCGCUUGACCAGGCGGCUUUGCUAGUUAAAUUAUGCGAUGUGAUGUGUAGAGGACCUGGUCCAAACUUAAUCCCUAAUCCGACGGUGCUUCUGAUAAUCUUGCUUCUUUUGCAUGCAAGCACUCGAACAAUGGCACAGCUGGAAAAUAGCUAACAAGUUU